GUGAAAUUUUUUUUUAUUAAUAUGUUUAUAGAUUUGAAAUCUUACUAAUCUUAGAUAUGAAUUUUUAACUAAAUACUUUUAAUACUACUUUUAAUAGUAUGGUAGAGUACUUUUAGUAUUAACUUCGGGCCCUAGUAAUUAUUACAGUGUUUUAGCCUUAUAAUAUAAUAUAUUAUACACUUGGAUUUAUAAAUAGCGUCGAUUAUUCUUAUAAGUUAUAUAACACUUGACACUUGUAAUAACUAACGAGUAAUAGUUGUAUAAGUUCACUAUUUAUUCACUAUUUAUAGCAGGUACAUAUAUUAUAGUAUAAAUAUAGAUACUGUUAUAGCCAGUUAUAGGCAAUAACACAUUUAAAUUAUCCCCUUACUGUUAUAUUUAUAUUAAUGAUUUAUUUGUUUGGUGAGCUCAUUAAAGAGGUUGUCAGUUUAUUUAUUUACACGACCUAGUUUCUAAAGGUGAACGAAACUACCCUUAUGAUGGACUAAUUUUUUUCAACUAACAUUCGUGUGUGGUAUACCUUCGCAAAACCUACGAGCUAUGUCGCGUGAUCGUUGGUAAUGUUCAUGUAUGAUAUAUAAUAUUAUUACCUGCUUUUGUGUUCAAUCAUAGUAUAAAUUAUAUCGAAAAUUAAAAUUAUAGAAACUAUUGAAGUUAAAUAUGACAAACCGACAGUUAUUUGAUUUAAUAUUCGAUUAUAUAUUGGAUAGUAGGUAACCUACCUAAUAGUGCCAAAAGCAGUUUUGAUUCAGGUUUUUAAAAUUAAUACUUAGAACGGUAGGCAGUUGCCCAGACAUGAUGAUCUUAACCACGGUAUAUAUUAUUGUACACAACAUUAUGCUCAUUACAAUUUGCAAUGGUCUCAAUAUUUACAACAUUGACACUGGUCCAAGGAAUAACGACACAGUUGCUAUAAUCAUAAAUCCAAAGUUUGCUGGAAAUAAAAAUAAUGAAAUUUGGAAUACUAUUGAUGGGCACAUUCAAAAAUUAAAGCAAGAUGUAUUUAAACAAGCCGGAGUGUCCGUCGAAAUUUAUACAAAAACAAACAUCAAACUAUCAAGAGAUAUGGUUUCGAUCUUCAUUGUAUCAUACUGUGAAGAUAUUUGGGAUUUAUACUAUAAAGCUGAAUUCGAAGGAAUUCACGGAUUACUGUAUAUUUCAGUAACAGACACUGACUGCCCUAGACUACCAACCGAUGAGGCAAUUUCUAUUCCUUUGACUACCCAUCAUUCGGAACUAUCUCAAAUGAUAUUGGAUUUAAGAAUGUCUAACGCAUUUUCAUGGAAAUCAGCAAUUUUAAUGCAUGACAAUUCUAUUGGUGAUAGCAUUGUACAACAUAUAGUUACCUCAUUGACAAAGCACUAUUCAAGUAAUAUUUUAUCACCAUCCGUAGCUAUAUUUGAAAUAUUUACUCAAGGAUCUGAGUGGAAAAGGAGGAAAUUAUUUAUGGAGGAGCUUUCACAUUUCUUAAAAAUGAGUGAAAUGAAUUCAAAUUAUAUUUGCAUUGUUAGCAUUCAUUAUGUACCUUUAAUUCUAGAUGUGGCUAAAUCAUUGAAUUUAAUGACUGCUGAAAAUAGUUGGCUAAUUAUUAUUCCAGAUAUAGAUUCGUCUAGAAGUAAUAUAUCAUCAUUUACAAGUCUGUUGAGUGAAGGAGAAAACAUAUCUUUUAUUUACAACUCUACAAAAACAGAUUCUAAAUGUAUUGGUGGUAUGUUAUGUUUGGUUGAUGAAUUAAUGUCUGUAUUCAUAAUGGCCUUCAGUGCAUUGAUUCAACAAGAAAUAGAGUUAUCACAACGAGUAUCGGAAGAAGAAUGGGAUGAAAUUAGACCAUCAAAAACUGAUAGGAGACAAUCGAUGGUGUCGUUCAUCAAGUUACGUUUAAACGAAUCGAGUGUAUGUGAAACAUGUCCAAUGUGGCACAUUGAUUCUGGUGUUACGUGGGGCCAAGAGUAUUUUGGUCAUGGAUGUUAUAUUAUUCCGGUGGGUUAUUGGAAUACAAAAACUGGUUUAAAGCUAACUGAACCACUUUUCUUACAUUUGGCGAAUGGUUUCAGAGGGAUAUCAUUACCUAUUGCUACUUUUAAUUUUCCACCUUGGCAAAUCGUAAAUUUUAAUAGAAGUGGACACUUAAUAGGUUAUAGUGGUUUAGUUUUCGAUAUUGUCGAUCAAUUGGCAAAAACAUUAAAUUUUACUUAUAAUGUCAUUGUCAUAUCUAACUCAGACCAAACGAAUACUACGAGAACUUUAUUUACGCAAAAUAAUAUUUUAGGCGACUAUGACGCUGUGGUCUCAAAACCAAUAUGGGAUAAAAUGAUAGACCUUGUUCGAUCCGAAAGAGUGUUCAUUGCAGCAGCUGCAUUUGCUGUAAAAGAAUCAAAACAGAUAUUUUUUAACUAUACAACACACAUAAGUCUAGAGCCACAUCACAUUUUAGUGGCUAGACCAAAGGAAUUAAGCCGAGCUUUGUUGUUUACUGCUCCGUUUACGUUAUUGACUUGGUUGUGCAUAGCUAUUGUGGUUGGUUUAAUGGGGCCUAUAUUGAAUGUAUUUCAUAUCCUUAGUCCAUACUAUGAAUAUCACAGUAUAACAAGAAAAGGAGGUCUUAACUCGCCAUUAAAUUGUUUUUGGUAUGUUUACGGCGCACUGUUACAACAAGGAGGAGCUCAUUUACCUGAUGCGGAUAGUGGUCGAUUGGUAGUCGGCACCUGGUGGCUUUUCGUUUUGGUCAUCGUCACCACUUAUAGUGGAAACUUAGUAGCGUAUUUGACGUUUCCUCAAAUGGAUACAAUGGUAUCUAAUGUGGCCGAUUUGAUGGCUCGUAAACCUCAAGGAUAUUCUUGGGGAAUACCGAAAACAUCAAAUUUACAUUCAUUACUUAAUUUAUUACCAGAUGAUACGAUGGUCAAAGAAUUAAUUAAAAAUGCAGAACAUCAUGAGGGCUUGGAGGGGUUAUCACGGCCGGUAAUAGAAAGGGUAAGAUCUGGUAAACAUGCAUUUAUUCACCGUCGAACCAACUUGAUGUACAUUAUGAAGAAUGAUUUUCUUAAAACUAAUAGAUGUGACUUUGCUAUAGGACAUGAAGAUUUUGCAGAAGAAAAAUUGGCAAUGAUGUUGGCAAAAGAAAGCCCCUAUCUUAGCAGAAUAAACAGAGAGAUUAAAAAAAUGCAUAAGGUUGGUCUCAUAAACAAAUGGUUGGUAGACACUUUACCCAAAAAAGACCAAUGCUGGACUAACACACAGUUAGAAGUAACAAAUCAUAAAGUAAACUUAGAUGAUAUGCAAGGAUCGUUUAUUGUUUUAUUAUUGGGUGUAUUAUCAUCAAUGGUGUCAUUUGUAUUUGAAUAUUUAUUAGACAAAUACAUAAAUCGACGUCAAAUAGUAAUAACACCAUUCAUAAACUGAUAUCAAACAACUGUAGGUUCAAUAGUCUUUUUUUUUUAUUAAAAUAAAUAGAUAACAUUGGUAAUUAUUCUUACAAAUAAUUAAACACAUAAAUAUACAAAUAAUUUUAUUUAUAUAUAAUAUUAUCUUGAAAUUAUAAUUUAUAAAUACCAUUUCUUCAUGUUGAAUCGUUACUUGAGAUGAUUUUUUUUACCAGUAAUAUCACCAAGAUAAGUAAAAAGGUUUUUUAUUUUAUAACUUCGUAUACGGUUAGUGAAAUAAUGCGAUACUACAUUGUCAUCUAAA
Rhopalosiphum padi (bird cherry-oat aphid) is the source of this 3687-nucleotide messenger RNA. It is a transcript of the gene Ir93a, whose product is annotated as ionotropic receptor 93a. The transcript is spliced from 19 exons. Lineage: Eukaryota; Metazoa; Arthropoda; Insecta; Hemiptera; Aphididae. Gene Ontology annotation, biological process: monoatomic ion transport. The coding region runs from base 796 to 3402 and encodes 868 amino acids. Gene Ontology annotation, molecular function: ligand-gated monoatomic ion channel activity; signaling receptor activity. Gene Ontology annotation, cellular component: membrane. The record is from RefSeq and is a predicted model, not a curated record.